ACUGGCUGUCGCCUGUUGAAGCUGGUUUUUAAUUACUGUCGCGAAACGUCGUACUCGGAUUGUAAAUGUUGUGGCUUGGCUCUCCAACACACCGCCCCUCCCUCUCGAGUUUUGGCGGGAAGGCGCGAAGAUGGCGAUGAGUGAGGCGAGCGGAGCGGCUGUGGCGCGCACUGUGGCGGCGGCCUUCAAGAUGCACGGCCUCAUGCUCCGCAGUGAGGCACGGAAGUUCCUGAGCAAUGCCCUGGCAGGACUGGGCUCAGUGGAGUUGGAGAACAUGCUGGAGCAAGUGCUGGACGCGGUGCAGAGACAACCACUGGCGUCCAGCAUGGUGGAGCUCGCAGUGGUGGAGGCAGCUGUGCAGGAAUGCAGAUCGUCGAGCCCAGAAGAAUCAGAGAAUGUUCUUAACAUCAUCGGUGCAUUCGAUAUCCCGAGGUUCAUCUACAACCACGAGAGGAAAAAGUUGAUACCGCUGGCCAUGACGAACCACCCUCCGCCAUGCCUCAUAGCCUCUCCUCGAGACAAAGCUGCAGUUUUCCAGGAGCGAUACGCCAUCCUGCAGCAGCGGACCCACCGGCAUGACCUCUUCACCCCUCCUGUGGUUGGAUCAGUCACAGAGGAAGGACGCAACAAGUUUCAGCUGAAAACAGUGGAGUUUCUUCAGGGCAGCACUGCCCGGUUGGGAGAGGUCAUUGUGCUUGGAAUGCUGACCCAGCUCAAAGAGGGGAAGUAUUACCUGGAAGACCCCACUGGGACUGUGCAGCUUGAUCUUAAGAAUGCCCAGUUCCACAGCGGGCUCUACACGGAGUCCUGCUUUGUGUUGGCUGAGGGUUAUUACGAGGAUGAGGUGUUUCACGUCAACGCGGUUGGCUUCCCUCCCACGGAAGCGGCAAAGAUAUCCAGGACGUACUUUGGAGAUGUGAAUCUGUUUGGGGGGCCGUCGACCACGAGUGUGAAGGCCUCGGCAGCGCUGGCCAACAUCGAGGAGCGCAAUACUGAUGCCAUGUUUGUGUUCGCCUCGGACGUGUGGCUCGACCGCUCGGACGUCCUUGAUCGGCUGAGACUCAUGUUUACUGGAUACUCGGGUGCUCCACCCACUUGCUUCAUAUUCUGUGGAAACUUCAGCUCGGCUCCUUAUGGCCGCAACCAUACGUCUGUGCUUAUAGAUUCGCUGAAAUGUUUAGCCGACAUCAUUUGUGAGUUUCCCUCCAUUCUUGAAAGCAGCCGAUUCGUGUUUGUUCCAGGACCAGAGGAUCCAGGGCCCGGAGCUAUUUUGCCCAGGUCUCCGCUUGCCGAUCACAUUACGGCAGAGUUCAGAAGACGCGUUCCCUCCGCCAUCUUUGCCACAAACCCUUGCAGGCUGCAGUACUGCACACAGGAGGUGGUGAUUUUCCGAGAGGAUCUGGUAAACAAGAUGUGCCGGAACUGCGUGCGCUUUCCAAAUCCUGGGACAGAUAUCCCCACCCACUUUGUGAAGACACUGGUGAGCCAGGGCCACCUAUCAUCAUUGCCACUGUUUGUCAGCCCUGUGUUCUGGGGCUUCGACUAUACCCUGUCCCUCUACCCGCUUCCUGACCUGCUCGUGUGUGCCGACAAGUACGACCCCUUCAGCAUCACCAAUACCGAGUGCAUGUGCAUCAACCCGGGCUCCUUCCCUCGGAGUGAAUUCAGCUUUAAAGUUUACUACCCAUCCAGCCGGACUGUGGAGGACAGUAAACUACAAGAUAUGUAGAUGAAGCAACAAGGGAGGAAGGAGCAUCAUGAUGUGGAAACAGAAUCGCAACUCCGAAUUGCACUGCAGUUGUGUAGACCUGAGCUGUCCCUUGUGCUCAAAAAGCAGUGGCAGUCAUUCGUUCUGCAUAGCUGUACUCACACACCUACGAUUAGCGCGGUUGGCUGUGUACGGUGCAAAAUAAGUUCUACAUAUUGUAGGUGGCGUACAUUUACAUAAAACCGAUGCAUUUAAAUUCACAUUUCCAGGAUGUGGAAGAAUCUGGUAAAAAUGAAACCCAUACUGCAAGCUGACAAACACAAGAUUUUGGAAAUGUAUUUAAUAUAUUAUAUGGGAUGUGCUGCUAUCAUUACAUACAUAUAUUAAUAUUGAAUAAAUACAUCAAGCCCACACGUCAACUGUUAGGAAUUUUAUGGUGUUCUGUAUAUGCUCUAUAGAUGCUCUCCUGUAAUGUGGUUGUUUUUGCAUUGUUUUUCAUAUUUGCUUCAUUUCUUAACUUAAUUUGAUUUAUUUUUUCCAUCUUGGUGCCCUUCAUUUGCACCUGGUUAAAUAAAUAUGGUUAAACUUGUAAAA
Petromyzon marinus (sea lamprey) is the source of this 2302-nucleotide messenger RNA. RefSeq names its product DNA polymerase epsilon 2, accessory subunit (gene POLE2). The record is from RefSeq and is a predicted model, not a curated record. Gene Ontology annotation, cellular component: epsilon DNA polymerase complex. Gene Ontology annotation, molecular function: DNA binding. Gene Ontology annotation, biological process: error-prone translesion synthesis; DNA-templated DNA replication. Lineage: Eukaryota; Metazoa; Chordata; Hyperoartia; Petromyzontiformes; Petromyzontidae.